CAUUAUUAAUAUGGAAAUCCGCCUUCUUGAAAAGCAUGUAAACUUUUUAAACGAACUAUUAUUUUAAUCUGACUAUCCACAAUAAUCGUAUUAUUGUGUGCAUGUAACCGUAUUCAUUGAUGGUGAUCACAUUUUACAGGGGCAAGCUACGGCAGGCAAAGCACAGACAUCACUUCCGAGAUCCUGCCAUUUUGCUGCUGAUGCUCAAAACAAGCCGGGUCCAGAUUAGCUGGUGCUGUCUGCCGCCAUUGUUUUGAAGUUCAGCUGUUAAUUUUUUUUAACGAGACAAGAGACCAAGUCAGUUUUUAACAAUUGAAGACGUCAUCAAAGUAGAAUGUCAGAUUUCGACCAUAACCCGUUCGCGGACCCUGAAUUCAAUAACCCUUUUCAGGAUCCGUCGGUGACACAAGUAACACAGAAUGCUCCUCCAGGGUUGGAAGAGUACAACCCCUUCACAGAUGCCAAGCCGGUCCACGCUGGCACAGCGCCGAAGGUACCGGCCCCCACCACCACCAACACACAACCAGCCAUCAUGAAGCCUACUGAAGAACCGCCUGCAUACUCACAGCCUCAACAGACACAGGAGCAGGCGUGGGCGGCUACAGAGCUGCUGAGGAGACAGGAGGAGCUGGAGAGGAAGGCAGCGGAGCUAGACCGCCGGGAGAGAGAGAUGCAGUCGCUCAGCACAUCAGGAGGUAGGAAAAACAACUGGCCUCCUCUCCCAGAGAAGUUCCCCGUGGGCCCAUGUUUCUACCAUGACAUCACAGUGGAUAUCCCUGUAGAGUUCCAGAAGACUGUCAAGAUCAUGUACUACAUCUGGAUGUUCCACACAGGGACGCUGUUUGCCAACAUGUUUGGCUGUCUGGCCUGGUUCUGUGUGGAUGCGUCCAGGGGAGUGGACUUUGGUCUGGCCAUGCUCUGGUUCAUGAUCUUCACCCCCUGCUCCUUCGUCUGCUGGUACAGACCCCUCUAUGGAGCUUUCAGGAGUGACAGCUCGUUCCGUUUCUUCGUCUUCUUCUUCGUCUACAUCUGUCAGUUUGGUGUCCACGUGAUGCAGUCCAUCGGCAUCUCCGGCUGGGGCGCCAGUGGGUGGAUCUCAGCUCUGACUGGUCUGAAUAAGAGCAUCCCUGUUGGCAUCAUCAUGAUCCUCAUCGCUGCUCUCUUCACCGCCCUGGCUGCCAUGUCCCUCAUCAUGUUCAAAAAGGUCCAUGGCAUGUACCGUACCACGGGGGCCAGCUUUGAGAAGGCUCAGGCAGAGUUCGCCACGGGCGUCAUGGCCAACAAGACGGUCCAGACUGCCGCCGCUACCGCAGCCUCCAACGCCGCCAGCGGAGCCUUCAAGCAACAGAUCUGAUUGGCCCCUAGAGCCCGCCCUAUUUCUUCUCUCUGUCCAAUCCAAGCCCCCGAGCGAGCUCAAGCUUCCCUGCCCUCCUAACCUAGCUCUACUCGCAUGACUAGGAUGAGACCAUAGAGAUAGAGGACUCAUCUUUAUAUUUGUGCCAUUAUAGCGUCUGUGACAGCAUGGGCAGUGCAAUUGAGGCUACAACCCAUAAGAAUCCUUACCCAGUUUACUUUGAUUUCUUGAACUCCCUAUGGUCGAUGUCUGCGUCUCCACGGAAAUCAAAUUAGCAUAAUAAGCAUAAUAAAACAAUCACAAUAAAAAUCUGUCAGUUUAAGCUAGAGAUAUGUUUUUGUUUGCAUUGGAUGCGUCUCAAUCCACCGCAUGCGCCUAUGCCACACUUCCUCAUCUGAGGUGAAAGGUGACAGAGCUAGAGUGGUGUUUGUCAGACCAUGAGACAAAAUCGUCUGUACCGUCCGAACGGUUUGGCUUGCAAACUAUCUAUGGAAUGAUUAGACUCUCACAAACACAAUGGUGUUCUCCGUUUAGCUGUAUGACCCCCACAAGCAUCUUGGGACUCGUCUGAAGUCGGUAUAUCCGAUCUGCCAACUUCUGUCUGUAACGUCCGAACAGUUUGAGCUACACACUAAUACCCCUCUGUGGAAAAGCAAGACUAAUGAACACGUACAUAUUGGUUGUUUUGCUCUAGGACGCUCACAAGACUCGUCUGAAGGUCCCCCGGUACCAGUUGAAAAAAUGUAUGGAAGUAUAUAUGGACACUGUUUAGUGCCAAAAAUAAGGGGUGAAAUGCAUGUUUUAAAAAAAUUACAAAAAAAAUUAACAUGUUUCCAGAUCUUUCUAAUAUCUGUCAGAUAUAGGAUGGACACUUCAGAACAAACUUCUUUUAGAUUUUUUUGGGGGGGACUAUCUGUUGUUCCAUGUAGUGAAUAUUUUAU
Messenger RNA from Coregonus clupeaformis (lake whitefish), 2295 nucleotides. RefSeq names its product secretory carrier-associated membrane protein 1. Gene Ontology annotation, biological process: protein transport. Lineage: Eukaryota; Metazoa; Chordata; Actinopteri; Salmoniformes; Salmonidae. The transcript is spliced from 9 exons. The record is from RefSeq and is a predicted model, not a curated record. Gene Ontology annotation, cellular component: trans-Golgi network membrane; recycling endosome membrane. Bases 335 to 1354 code for a protein of 339 amino acids.